Messenger RNA from Formica exsecta, 4297 nucleotides. It is a transcript of the gene Atpalpha, whose product is annotated as sodium/potassium-transporting ATPase subunit alpha. Gene Ontology annotation, molecular function: P-type sodium:potassium-exchanging transporter activity; ATP binding; ATP hydrolysis activity. The record is from RefSeq and is a predicted model, not a curated record. Bases 593 to 3826 code for a protein of 1077 amino acids. Gene Ontology annotation, biological process: proton transmembrane transport; intracellular potassium ion homeostasis; potassium ion import across plasma membrane. The transcript has 12 exons. Gene Ontology annotation, cellular component: membrane. NCBI's taxonomy places the organism in Eukaryota, Metazoa, Arthropoda, Insecta, Hymenoptera, Formicidae.
UAAGAUGGCGGACGCGAGGGAAAAUUAGCGGCACGCGCGUCGCAGUAUCGUCGCAAAUCAUCGUCCGGACAGAGUGAAAGGGAUCGCCGUCGCGGCGAUCGCGAGAUCACGCCGUAAGCUCGUGAGAUUCCCCGCCGAUAGUAGUAUUACGCGAGGAAGCGCGUCGCGCCGUGACGUCACCGCGCGCGUCGUUCGCUCUCUCCUUUUGUCCCACCUGUUUUUCCCUCCCCCCUUCAACAUCGCGCGUACCGUGUGUGUGUGCGCGCGCGCGCGCGGUUGUGUAUGCGUGUCAUCUCCCUCUUUCGUUCGACGGGCGUUCGCUCGUUGGAGGUCGCGCGGGAGCGGUUCGUUCGUUUGUUUCGUUCGCAGAGCGAGCGAAGUGAGUCGAGUUGCACGCGAUCGUUUCGCGCGUGUGUACAAACGGUGAGAUUAUAACGGGUGUGCUCUCUCUUACGCGGUAUAGUGUACGGAAGACAUCGUUGAAAAGACAUCGGGCGCGGUGUGAGUGCAACACGCGGCGCGACGCGCGCAGCAGGUAGCCGGAGGAACGUCAGGUCGCGGACAGCCCGAGCGCCACCGGCUUGUUGUCAAGAUGGCGUCCAAGGGGAAGCUAGACACCGAGCAUGGCCGCUCAGACUCAUACAGGGUCGCCACGUUACCCAACAUUCGCGACGACAACAAAACCGCAGAUGGAAUGUAUAAGUCGCGGCGGAAGAACCCAAAGCGGAGGGGGGACAAUCUAGAUGACCUGAAGCAGGAGUUGGACAUUGACUUCCACAAAAUCUCACCCGAGGAACUGUAUCAAAGAUUUCAGACGCACCCCGAAAACGGCCUCAGCCACGCGAAAGCAAAGGAGAACUUGGAGAGGGAUGGGCCGAACGCCUUGACGCCGCCGAAGCAGACACCGGAAUGGGUCAAGUUCUGCAAAAAUCUGUUCGGCGGUUUCGCCCUCCUAUUGUGGAUCGGCGCAAUUCUGUGCUUCAUCGCGUACUCAAUUCAGGCCACGACCAGCGAGGACCCGAACGACGACAAUCUCUAUCUGGGCAUCGUCCUCGCGGCGGUCGUGAUAGUCACGGGUAUAUUCUCGUACUAUCAGGAGAGCAAGUCGAGCAAGAUUAUGGAGUCGUUCAAGAACAUGGUGCCGCAAUUCGCCACCGUGAUCCGGGAGGGUGAAAAACUCACUCUGCGGGCAGAGGAUCUCGUGCUCGGCGACGUCGUCGACGUCAAGUUCGGCGAUCGGAUACCGGCCGACAUCAGGAUCAUCGAGUCUCGCGGAUUUAAGGUGGACAAUAGCUCGCUGACGGGUGAGUCCGAACCACAAUCGAGGUCGCCCGAAUUCACGAACGAGAAUCCGCUCGAAACGAAGAACCUCGCGUUCUUCUCAACGAAUGCGGUGGAAGGCACGGCUAAGGGUGUAGUGAUCUGCUGUGGCGAUCAGACGGUGAUGGGAAGGAUUGCGGGUCUAGCAUCCGGUCUUGAUACCGGUGAAACGCCGAUUGCCAAGGAGAUACAUCAUUUUAUACACCUUAUUACCGGUGUCGCUGUCUUCCUCGGCAUCACAUUCUUUCUCAUAGCUUUUAUUCUGGGUUAUCAUUGGCUUGACGCCGUCAUCUUCCUAAUUGGUAUAAUCGUCGCGAAUGUACCGGAGGGUCUCCUCGCUACCGUGACCGUGUGCCUCACUCUGACCGCCAAGCGAAUGGCUUCGAAGAACUGCCUGGUGAAGAAUCUCGAGGCUGUGGAGACCCUGGGCUCAACCUCGACCAUCUGCUCAGAUAAGACGGGAACUCUCACGCAGAAUCGUAUGACGGUCGCGCACAUGUGGUUCGACAAUCAGAUCAUUGACGCCGAUACCACGGAGGAUCAGUCCGGCUUGCAAUACGACCGUACCAGUCCAGGAUUCAAGGCGCUAGCCAAGAUUGCGACUUUGUGUAAUCGCGCCGAGUUUAAGCCGGGUCAGGAUGGUGAACCGAUUUUGAAGCGAGAAGUAAACGGUGACGCUUCCGAAGCCGCGCUGCUCAAGUGCAUGGAACUUGCGUUGGGUGAUGUCAUGGGUAUUAGGAAACGUAACAAGAAAGUUUGCGAGAUUCCCUUCAAUUCCACCAACAAAUAUCAGGUGUCCAUACAUGAAUCGGAUGAUCCUAACGAUACUAGAUAUCUCUUGGUAAUGAAGGGUGCUCCCGAAAGGAUUCUGGACAGGUGCUCGACCAUAUUUAUCGGUGGCAAAGAGAAGGUUCUCGACGAGGAGAUGAAAGAGGCAUUUAAUAACGCGUAUCUGGAAUUGGGCGGACUCGGCGAACGAGUACUCGGUUUCUGUGACUACAUACUGCCGUCCGACAAGUUCCCGGUUGGCUUCAAAUUCAACGCCGACGAUCCCAACUUCCCGGUUGAAGGGCUCCGCUUCGUGGGCCUGAUGUCUAUGAUCGAUCCGCCGCGGGCAGCAGUGCCCGAUGCGGUCGCCAAGUGCCGUUCCGCCGGCAUCAAGGUCAUCAUGGUUACCGGUGACCAUCCGAUCACUGCCAAAGCCAUUGCCAAAUCUGUCGGCAUCAUCUCUGAAGGUAAUGAGACCGUUGAGGAUAUUGCGCAACGGUUAAAUAUCCCUGUAUCCGAAGUAAAUCCUCGUGAGGCUAAAGCCGCGGUCAUCCACGGAACCGAACUCAGGGAACUCAACUCCGACCAAUUGGACGAGAUUCUCAGGUACCACACCGAAAUUGUGUUCGCCCGUACCUCGCCUCAACAAAAGCUCAUCAUUGUCGAAGGCUGCCAGCGGAUGGGCGCGAUUGUCGCCGUAACUGGCGACGGUGUGAAUGACUCGCCCGCUCUGAAGAAGGCCGACAUUGGUGUCGCUAUGGGCAUCGCCGGUUCGGACGUCUCCAAACAAGCGGCCGACAUGAUCCUUCUCGACGACAACUUUGCCUCGAUUGUGACAGGCGUGGAAGAGGGUCGCUUGAUCUUCGACAACCUAAAGAAAUCUAUCGCCUACACUCUAACUUCGAACAUACCCGAAAUCUCGCCUUUCCUGGCGUUUAUCCUCUGCGAUAUCCCUUUGCCGCUGGGUACCGUCACCAUUCUCUGCAUCGAUCUGGGCACUGACAUGGUACCCGCCAUUUCGCUAGCCUACGAGGAAGCAGAGAGCGAUAUUAUGAAGCGACAACCACGAAACCCCUUCACAGACAAGCUAGUUAAUGAAAGUGGUGGAUGGCAGGUGCCGGCCAUCUCGCUAGCCUACGAGGCACCGGAGUCGGACAUUAUGAAACGGCAGCCACGCGAUCCUUACAGAGACAAUCUUGUCAACCGAAGGCUUAUUUCGAUGGCAUAUGGUCAAAUCGGUAUGAUCCAAGCCGCAGCCGGUUUCUUCGUCUACUUUGUCAUUAUGGCUGAAAACGGAUUCCUGCCCCUAUAUCUGUUUGGCAUCCGAAAGCAAUGGGACUCUAAGGCUAUCAAUGAUUUAACCGACAGCUACGGUCAGGAAUGGACCUAUAGAGACCGCAAAACGCUGGAAUUCACCUGCCAUACAGCUUUCUUCGUAUCGAUUGUAAUUGUGCAAUGGGCUGAUCUGAUCGUCUGUAAAACGCGCCGGAACUCGAUUAUUCACCAGGGAAUGAGAAACUGGGCUCUGAACUUUGGCCUCGUGUUUGAGACCGCCCUCGCUGCGUUCCUAAGUUAUACGCCCGGUAUGGACAAGGGUCUUCGUAUGUUCCCACUCAAGUUCGUAUGGUGGCUGCCAGCUCUGCCGUUCAUGUUCGCCAUCUUCAUUUAUGACGAGACGAGACGAUUCUAUCUCCGCCGGAAUCCAGGCGGCUGGCUCGAGCAAGAAACUUACUAUUAGACGCAAGGAGAAUUAAAUCACACGCAUGCAGAGCGCGCACGCAAGAGGACGAGUGAACGGACGAGAGAGCGAGAGAAAGAGAGCGAGAAAGAGAGAGAGAAUGAUGAUGAGAGAGAAUGAGACGCAUACUCACACCUGAAAGAUAUACACCUGAAAAAAAAGAAAAAUAAGUAAAUCACUCAUGUUGAACAGAUAUAUAACACUUUUCACAUGGAAUGUGCUACUGGGUCUGUCCGAGUCACGUGUCGAGAGAGCAAUGGAUGGAUAACGAAGGAUGAUGCGCAAAAAUUCGCGCUUGCUCUCACGACGAGAAAGAAGGCGCUAUUUCUCCGCGACAUGGAGAAGACCCUUUAGCGCUAUAGAUACAGCGCGAGAUACAAAGAGCACGCUCGUUGUUCUGGCUUGCCGCCAACAAUCGCUUGCACGCUUGCGUGCGAAGUUUCAUAGUCUCAAAAAAUUGAUCCGGUGUUC